AUGGCGAAUCUAGAGCCAGGUAUAUUUGACAGGGGUGCCCUGUCAUUUAUGUGUUAUGAGGACGCUUUCCCACAGGAGGCGUGGGAGAGGAAGCGAAAGAUGAGGAAUGCAAAAGAGCUUCCUAAACCAGCAAUGCUUCCCAUUACCAGCAAAAUAAAAGAAGCUAGCCAAUGGGUUGCUAAGCACAAUAGUGUGAAAGUGGAGAGGAACCAGUCUGGGAACAACACUCCACCUCCCCCUCCAUCAAGUUCCGGGAGCGACACACCAUCCCCUCCUCCAUUAAGUUCCAGGAACAGGUCAGGGAACAACAUCCCACCACCUCCUCCAUUUAUUUCCAGGAACCAGCUAGGGAACAACAUCCCAUCCCCUCCUCCAUUAAGUUUCAAGAACCACUCAGGGAGCAACACCCCACCCCCUCCAUUAAGUUGCUGGAACCAGUCAGGGAGCUACACUCCACCUCCCCCUCCAUCAAGUUCCGGGAGCGACACACCACCCCCUCCUCCAUUAAGUUCCAAGAACAGGUCAGGGAACAACAUCCCAUCCCCUCCUCCAUUAAGUUCAAAGAACCAGUCAGGGAGCAACAUCCCACCCCCUCCUCCAUUAAGUUGCUGGAACCAGUCAGGGAGCAACAUCCCACCCCCUCCUCCAUUAAAUUGCCGGAAUCAGUCAGGGAACAGCACCUCACCCCUUCCUCUAUUUAGUUCCGGAAGCGAAUCAGACACCGUAUCAGCUCCUACCUCUACUGUUCAUAAUCUACACUAUGCCCAUUUAGGCCAUUAUAUAAGGGACAAAUUUCACAAUCAACAAAUUUGUGACAUGGCCUUUAAAGUGGGAGAAAAAAUUAUACCAGUCCAUAGGAUCGUCUUAGGGUCACAAAGUCCAUUUUUUGCCAGCAUAUUUGAAAGGGACUCGUUUUCUCCUGAGGCAGUUGCACCAAAAAUAAUUAAGGUGCGUGGUGUAUCGGAGGAGUCUGUAAUGUUAUUUCUGGAGUUUUUAUAUUCCGGAAACAUCAGCAUCAAAACAACAGUCAUUGCUGACCUUCUGAAAUUAGCACGUGUCUUUCACGUUCAAAAAAUCCAAAGACUGUGCCUGAAUCAGGUAAAAGAGGCCAGCAACGAAGAAUUACUCAAUAUUCUGCCAAUUGUGAAAGGUAUAGAAGAAAUAGAGUAUUGUGAUAACAUCAUGAAAGUAAUAGGAAAAAACUUUCUUGAUGUUAAGGAAAGCACAUCAUUUUUCAACUUGGAUAUUGACACAUUGUGCAUGAUUUUAUCACAUGACACAUUAACCACUAAAUCCGAGCUGGAUGUAUUUUGUUCGGCCAUCUCAUGGAUGCACCAUCAUGAUUUUGAAAAUAGAAUCCGACAUUUAGAAAAACUCAUGAGGUGUGUGAGAUUUCCUUUGAUGUCAAAAAAAGAGCUAUUCCGCUGCUUCAAAAUGUUUCCAGCUUUGCGAAAUGAGCCAAAAUGUGUGGAAAUGAUUACUAUGGCCAAUUGGAUUCAGACCUCAUAUUCCUUACAUGAAGUGGACCCAUUAGAUAACUUAGUACCCAGGGAAAGGAAUAAUUUACACAGCAGCCAAAGUGUCAGCAGCUUCAUAAAAACCAAUUCAAGCACUGUUGUUUUGAAUGAGCCACCUGUUGAAGUUGAGGUGAGCCAGAUGCCAGAUGAUAUGGUUCGGGAUUUCAACUCCCAUGCCUUCAUGCGGAGCGCCAGCUCUACAUCCGCACACUCAGAUGGCUAUGCUAGAGUUGAACAGUACGGCACCUCAAAAAGUAAAACAUUCACACGCAGGAAAGUCAAGGAUAUUAAAAAAGAAAACAACAGGAGGACUGGGAAAAAAAUCCCUAAAGAUUCACCCAUCAGAAAGUUAUUUUCGUUGGAUUUUUAAUGGUUUUGUACAUGUUGUAAUAGUUGUAGUUUUUUCGAAUUAUUUUAUUGUUUUUUUUUUAGUGUUAAAUGUUUUCCUAUUAGUGUAUUUUUUUUCUUCGGUGUUUCAAUUU
Molecule: messenger RNA, 1999 nt
Organism: Saccostrea echinata
Lineage: Eukaryota; Metazoa; Mollusca; Bivalvia; Ostreida; Ostreidae
Exons: 7
Coding region: 1-1887 (628 amino acids)
Molecular function (GO): protein binding
Source: RefSeq, a predicted model, not a curated record